This is a messenger RNA of Gasterosteus aculeatus aculeatus (three-spined stickleback), 2599 nucleotides long. RefSeq names its product G patch domain and KOW motifs (gene gpkow). Gene Ontology annotation, biological process: mRNA splicing, via spliceosome. Gene Ontology annotation, cellular component: spliceosomal complex. NCBI's taxonomy places the organism in Eukaryota, Metazoa, Chordata, Actinopteri, Perciformes, Gasterosteidae. Gene Ontology annotation, molecular function: nucleic acid binding. The record is from RefSeq and is a predicted model, not a curated record.
CUGUUAGAGACAAACAAUGAUGGCGUCGCUCGGGGAAGAUACGGGUUCCCCCAAGUCUGCUCCUCCUGGGGACGAUGAAGAGAGAAAACCCAUGGCCGUGUCCUUUGGUUUUACUAAAACAGUUAACAAAUUCAAACCAUCGACUGGCGAGUUUAGAAAAGAUGACAGAGAUUAUUUGACCGGAAUUGAUGGCAAAGAAUUGCAAAGUACAAAACCCUCGGAGAAGCCCAAAGAGCUCAUCAUCCCUCUGAUCCAGAAGAACCGCUGGCACCGACCGGACCAAGCGGUCCAGGCCGAGACCAGGGCCGUCAAAACACCAAAAAACACCGAAGACAAUGACUCUGUGGAAUCCCAGGCUGUCAAGGAGCUCAUUGAAGACUCACGGAGGCAGCUGGAGGAGUGGCAAAACGGCUCCCAGUCAGAAAUCAACCCGAACCUCGCCAUACCCCUGUUGAUGCAGAACAAAGUGCCCGACGGCUUCGAGGAUGGUGACCGCGUAAAGGUGGAUCUACGACCUGAAUCUUCGACAGAGGCCGACUAUGAGAGCAUUCCUGUUGAGGCUUAUGGACUCGCUAUGAUUAAAGGGAUGGGCUGGAAUAAAGAGGAAGGCAUCGGACGCACCUUUAAACAACACGUGACGCCGAUCGAACACGAGCUCCGUCCGAAGGGUUUGGGUCUCGGAGCCGAUCGUUCAGCAAUAAAGGACCUGGAGCCCACUAGGCACAAGCGUCCCCCCAAGCCCGGCGAGGAGCGAGAGAAGGAGGAGGAGCUGGUGAUGGGUCCAGGCGGGUGCAUUCUGGUGGAGUCGGGGGCGCAUAAAGACAUGUAUGGCAAGAUCGAAGGCGUCGAUGCCGACAACGCCCGAGUUGUGGUGAAGCUGGCCAUCGGCGGCAGGUCUGCGACAAUCAGCCAGUACGCUAUCAAACUGGUCGGCCGCAAGGAGUACGACAAGAACGGCAAAGACCUCACUCGCCUCAGUCGAGCCCACAAGGAGAAGGAGAAGGAAAGGGAGCGACGGGAGGAGAAAGUGAAGCAAAGUAACGGUGACGAGGUGAAAGACAAGUCUUCAGAAAGAGAGCGAGGAAAAGAUGAGAGGAAGAGGAAACACCGAGAAUCAAGUCAAGACAGAGAGAAACCUCCGGUGAAAGAGGCCCGGCGGAAACCGGCUCCGCCCUCGUGGCUCCAGAGGGACCUGAAAGUUCGCUUUAUAGACAAAGCUUUCAAAGGGGGCAAAUACUACAACUCAAAGAUGCGCGUGGAGGACGUCCUGUCACCGACUAUGUGCGUGUGUCGAACUGAGGAGGGGAGACUGUUAGACGAUGUGAAACAGAACAUGCUGGAAACCAUUAUUCCUAAAAGUGAAGAUGAUCCCAUCAUGGUGGUGCUGGGCGAGCACAGAGGACAGGUCGGCCGUAUUCUCCAACGGGACAAGAACAAGUGCAGAGCGACGGUCCAGCUCGACCGCAGCGAGGAGAAGCUGUUCACUCUGGAUUAUGACACCAUUUGUCACUACGUAGGAGCAACAGACCGCUGAUUCAAAUAUUAGUCCUUGUUAAAAAAAUGUUGUUUGUGAUGUUCCAUAAGAAUGGAUUUUAAAGCAUUGAUAUUUUGUAAUAAAACGUUAAGAAUUGGAUUUGUUACAGAUAUUAUAACGAUCAACCACUGACCCACAAAGACAAGUUGCGCUGAGUCAUUAUAGGUGUUUAGAUUUAUUAGCAAGUCCACUAAUGGCUUUAGUAACAACGACAAAGUCAAUCAUCAGGUCAUAUAAAAAAGUAUUUACAACAUUUCUACGUGUAAGAAUGAAAAGCACUGCAGGUGUAAAAGCUCAGCGCUCGAUUUCUGACAUUUACACAAACACACACAAACGUUUCAGAAUGAAAACAGAACUUGAGAUCUCUCAGUCCGUAACUCUCUUUAGUCGUUUCCUCCGGAGCUCGACUUACUCCUUGGGUAUCUGGUUAGCCGCGUUAGCCCGAAGCACGGCCCCCGGACUCGGGUAGGGCCGCUGCUGGAACAGGGGCCCCGCCGCUGUGGUGUCUGCACCCGUCUUCGCUUCGUUGCGCUUCGGCAGACCGGUGGACCACGUGCCCCUGUAAACGCAACGACGUUCGCUUUAAUACAUAUGAUAAUAAAAUAAUAAUUGAAUAUUUCUUUCCUAACUUUAUGGAACUGCCAUAGUAAAUCUCUGCAGUGCUACUUUAUCAUCACUGCUGUACCUUGGGGCAUCAGAAUAAGCACUUGGAUCCAUGGGGUCCAUCUCGUCAUCUUUUCUCCCUGAAAGGAAAAUGAAUAUGCAUCGCCCAUUCAUGUAAAAGAGCAUCAUUGACUUUGAAUGCUUGUCUCGUUUGAUGCCGAUGUAAAGCAUUACCUCUUUUGUUUUUGCUGUACGGCGCUGGUUCCUCUCUCCUCGGCUUUCUUCUCUCCCGCUCCCUCCCUUCGUCCCUCUCUCGCUCUCUCUCCCGUUCCCUCUCCCGUUCUUUUUCUCUUUCCCGCUCCCGCUCUCUCUCUAGCUUCUCAAACGGCCUCUCGAUUCUUUCAUCUCCUCCCUCUGCUGAAUCAUGAAAAUAAAAUAAAAGGCAAUGGUCACAAAAUAAAA